This is a messenger RNA of Penaeus chinensis, 3998 nucleotides long. RefSeq names its product beta-1,4-galactosyltransferase galt-1-like. NCBI's taxonomy places the organism in Eukaryota, Metazoa, Arthropoda, Malacostraca, Decapoda, Penaeidae. The coding region runs from base 511 to 1968 and encodes 485 amino acids. The record is from RefSeq and is a predicted model, not a curated record. The transcript is spliced from 9 exons.
ACCGCCGCGGCAGGACGGACGCGCAUCCUCGUCUGCCACUUCGCUCUCUGGUGCUUCACAUACAUUUCGUCUUUGCCAAACCACCCUUCGACAACGAUAUAGCUUACAUUUAAAAUAACAACAAGAAUAAUGACACCAACAGCAACCGUUUCGAGACGUUAUGAACAAGAAUUUCUCUCCCGUUGCCAAUAAGUAAAUCUCACGUGUUUUUCCCCCUCUCUUUCUCCCACGGAAGUAUCCUCGAUGUGCACAAAUAAAAGCAUUACCCACAUGGCAUCCCACGUGUCUCCAAAUACAUAGGUCGUCGUUAUCAAUCACUGGCUGUCCCUUUCUCCCCCUCCCUCCCUCCCCCCCAUCCCACACAACGACUUGUGAAGAGAGACUCCGUUAUUGUCCCAUAUAUCACGCACCAGAGACAAACAAAAUAUGUUCCGUAAAUAAGCAGACCGGGAGAUAAUGCAGAUAUCUAUCUAACCAACCGUUGCCAAGGAUUCCCGUACAUCAGAAACCAUGAAUAUCUGCAUGAGGUGGCUGUGGCGGUUGUGGCUCAGGUCGAGUUUCACCAAAUUCUUCUCCUUCUUGGUGGUGACGGCUGUCUGUGUGCAUCAGAUCCUCACCAACGACCCAUGGCUUCAUUCGAGGGACAGGAGCGACGAAGUGGGCCAGGAGGUGGAGACUCAAAGCGAGGAAUCCCAGGGCACCGUCGCCGCCGCCGUCGUCACCUCCACACGGGCCUCCGACGAUGUUCUCCACCCAGAGCCAUCGCUUGCUUCUUCAAGUGACUGGAUGGAGGUCGCGGGGUCCUCGAAGGAAGUGUUCGUGUACUCCGCCUACCUCGAUCGCCGGGGUCACUUGAACGUCGUCCGUGUUAUGGCCAUCAUCAUGAAGCGAAAGAAGGUGAACGAAUGCCAGGUGUGGAGUAGGAACAGCACCCAGCGCUUCCCGGCCAAAACGCGAGUAAUCCACGAAAAUUGGAAUCUGCCUUAUACAGCAGCUUUUAUCCUCUGCGAAAUCCCCGCCACCCUCGAGCCUACCCAUGCGAUGCCAGUCCUCAACGGCGAGGUCGAUAGGAGCUCUAGUCUGUCUGUCAAGGUGUUCCCCAAAGGGCCCCCAGUUGGGAACUUGAGUGUAUGCGUUAAACCCUUCCACUAUGAGUUCAAUAGAGCUGUGUGGUUGGUGGAGUUCAUCGAGUUCUAUCGGCUGCUCGGAACCGACCAGUUCAUAUUCUACAACCAUACGGUGGGCCCCGACGUGCAGGAGGUCCUCACCUUCUACCAGGACCUUGGGAUUGUCACAGUCCUCCCUUGGGCGCUGCCGGUCAAGUCCCAAAAACAGAUUAGGACAGAAGGGAUCUUCACUGCCCUAAAUGACUGUAAUCUCAGGUCGGUUGGUCGCUAUUCCCUCGCAGCCAUGGUGGACGUGGAUGAGUUUUUGGUGCCCAGGAAGCACAAUGGUCUGCCAGAAGUGGUACAGUCACUUGGAGAAUAUGAUGCUUAUAUCUUCCAAAAUGUGUUCUUUUACCUGUAUUGGGAGAACGACACGGCGGUGCACGACGCGCUCUACGGCCGCGAAGACGCCCUCGGGCCAGGCCUGUUUGGCGAAGAGGCCCUCGUGCCCUACCUCCUUACAGCAUAUAAGACGCGACGGCUUACCACGCCCCACAAACCGGGCCAGCGGUCUAAGUAUAUCGUCCGGCCGGAACACGUAGUGGAGGUCGGCAACCACGUCGUCUGGGAGCAUGUGGGUGCCAAGAAGGUGAAGAAUGUCCCCACAGACCUCGGCCUUUCCCACCACUACAGAAUCUGUGAAUUUGGAGGGUUCGACUGUCUCAAGCAACCAAACCAGGUAGACCGAAAGGCACACAAGUGGCUCCUCCCCCUGGCAAAAGAAGUGGCAUCCUCGUGCACCAAAAUUUUCCCUUCGCUCGGCAGGUGUCCUGAGGCUCCUCCACUCGGCUCCCCUUGGUGAAGUUUCGCAAGACACCUCUUCAAACUCCACGCACUCAUUCGUACACACUUUCGAGGCAUUCUCUUGUACACUCCUCUGUACACUCGUCAACUUCCCUGUGCCGCGUGUCACUGCUGGUUGACCAUAGUGUAGCUGGAUCUUGUGAUACAACCCUAGUGCCUGUAAAUCCAGCGUGAUUGCGUAAAAUACCUGUCUUCAAAAACAAUAUCAGUCUUGUGAUAAGACAUUAUUGCCUGGUUUAGUUUAAAAGAUUCCUUAUGAUAAAUCAUAUCGGCUUGAUAUCCUAUACCGAGGACCUGCGAUAAUGCGUUAGUCUUUAAGUACAACUCAGUGCCUUCUAUGUUAGUGCCUUCUAAUAUCAUGUGAUACAUGAUGAGAAAAGUUACAUAUAAUAUAUGUGCUUCUGAGACAUUUUGUAAUGCAUGCCCACAUGAUUGUGUGCAUGCAUUAUCAAUACUGGCUUUUAUGAGAGUAUAUGGAUAUGCAAAGAUGUACAUAUUCAUAGAUUUACAAUGAAUGUAUGGAUGUAUACAUGUACAUAUAUAUAAUAUAUAUAUAUAUAUAUGUAUUAUCUAUAUAUUAUGUAUAUAUAUGUGUUAUAUAUAUAGUGAAUAUAAAAUAUAGAUAUAUAUAUACGUUCAUAUUUUAUAUUGAUAUAGUUUAUUUAUUUCUGGAUGCCUAGAUAUUGUAUCUGUAUAAACCAUUACGUAUUUUCCUUGUUACUUUGGUAGAGAGAGCAGUGGCGCAGAUCCCAUACUUUCAUAGGCUAUCAUGUAGAUUAUGUAUAUUCCCAAGAGUUCCGUGCUUCCUAAAUCUCCAAAUCUUAUCAUAGGAGCCCGUGUUUAGUGCUAAUGGUUAACGUGACCAGGUUUUAAUAGCAAAAAAAAAAAAAAAUAGACAUGAGUGUGGCAACUAAUGAAAGUUACUGAAAUUUGAGAUCCUAUAUCUGUUACCCAAAGGGUGGUAGUGUUAAGCAGCUAAUAUGAUAACUAUUUUAUUUACCACAUUGUGAUAAUACUGUAAUGAGGUUUGUUUUUUCUUUCUUUUUUUACAAUUAAGGCAUACAUCGCCUCUUGAAAGUACUUCUCUUUACCGACAAAUUAUUUUUUUCCCUUGGAGAAUCGUUCAAGCAGUCUACGCUGAUUGGUCUCCCUUCUUCCAUAUCGUCUCUGCGGCUCUUCUGCCCACCGUGCCGGCUGUUUCCUCCAAUGUGCCAGCUGGUCCCUCCUGUGCACCAGCUGUUUCUUUCAGCGUUGUGGCUGCUCCCUCCUACAUAUUACCUACAGCGUGCUGACUGUUCCCUCUAACAUGUUAGCUGUUCCAUCUAGUGUACGAGCUGCUCCUUCCAGCAUACCAACUAUUUCCUCCAGCACACAAGUAGUUCUUUCCAGUGUGGCGGCUGAACCCUUUAGUAUACCGGCUGUUCCCUCCAGUGUACCGGCUGUGUCCCAGCGUACCGACUGUUCCCUCCAGCGUGCCUCACGAUGGAAGCAAUUAGGUCCGCGUAUGUGUACAUACCGUCCUGAUCAGUACAAUUUUUUUUCAGCGUGCUGGUAUGUGGCAAGACUUUAUGAUACUGUGGCGCCUAUUUCCUGCUUUAAUCAUAUUUUUGAUAAGAGGAAGUGUAAUAAGUGGACGUUUCAGGAAGCAGAUACAAAAUAUCACAGGGGUAUUUUUAAAAACUGAACGUCCAUACCAAGUCCUAUAUCUUUUAUCAAGGCGCCAUGUCGAAGUGUACAUGUGAGAAUGGCAGUCACCAAGAAGAUACUUGGCAAAGUCCAGUACAAUCAGUAUUUAUCCUGUUUUAAACGGGAACGUACCUUAUGUUCACUAAAUCAUAAAUUAACCAUAUAUUGUAAUACAAACUUCAUUAUUUUUGACAGACGUCGAGAUUGUAAGGAGAGUGUUUAAAAGGAACUGAAUAUUGUAUUACAAACAAGGAUUGUAUCUACACACACAGACGCACUCAUACACACACGCAUGCACAAAGACACACACAAACACACACAUAUAUGUAUGUGUGUGUGUGU